Musa acuminata subsp. malaccensis (wild Malaysian banana) is the source of this 2277-nucleotide messenger RNA. Its product is annotated as heat shock 70 kDa protein 8. NCBI's taxonomy places the organism in Eukaryota, Viridiplantae, Streptophyta, Magnoliopsida, Zingiberales, Musaceae. Gene Ontology annotation, cellular component: cytoplasm. Gene Ontology annotation, molecular function: ATP-dependent protein folding chaperone; ATP binding. The record is from RefSeq and is a predicted model, not a curated record.
UCUUUUAGAUUUUGUAAGCCCACGAAGCUGUCCCUUCUGGAAGCGACUUAUGCCGCUUUGGGUACCAGAACCAUCCCAGGUGGCGCCCGCCGCUUGCCUCUCGCCGUCUCCAGAAGCUCCCCGCGCCUUAUCUCUCUUCUCCUCCUCUUCUUUUCUUCCCCUUCCAAACUCCCAGGUUUGCCACCCUCGGCGGAUCUCAUCGGCCUAGGUGAAGAACCCAUCCCUUCAGGACGAGACAAUUCUGAGUACUUCAAUCCAGGUUCCUUGGAGCCGAAUAAAUGGAACGGAUGGCUGAACAACCAUACACGGUAGCUUCAGAUAGUGAAACAACCGGUGACGACAAAUCACAAUCGGCAUUUCAUGAUCUUGCAAUUGGAAUCGAAGUUGGGACCUCAAAAUGUAGUAUCGCAGUAUGGAAUGGUGCACAAGUGGAACUUCUUAGAAACACCAGAAAGCAAAAGUCUAUGCGCUCAUAUGUCAUGUUCAAGGAUGAUACGUCCUCUGGAGAAGUGUCCUCUGGAGGAGCAAGCAACAAAACAGCAUAUGAGGAAAAAGAAAUAUUGUCUGGAAGUGCAAUUUUCAACAUGAAGCGCCUAAUUGGGAGAGCAGAUACAGACCCAAUUGUUCAUGCUAGCAAGAACCUCCCUUUUGUUGUACAGACUUUGGGCAUUGGCGUCAAACCAUUCAUCGCAGCUCUAGUUAACAAUGUCUGGAGGUCUACCACACCUGAGGAAGUACUUGCCAUAUUCUUGGUGGAGUUAAAAACUAUGGCAGAGGUCCAGCUCAAGCGCCUAAUUAGAAAUGUCGUUCUUACUAUCCCCGUCUCUUUUAACCGGUUUCAGCAGAUAAGGGUUGAGCGAGCCUGCGCAAUGGCUGGAUUACAUGUUCUGAGGCUGAUGCCGGAGCCAACCGCUGUGGCACUACUGUAUGCACAACAACAACAACAACAACAGCAACAAUCUUUGCAUGGAGGUAUGGGAAGUGGCUGUGAGAAAGUUGCUCUUAUAUUCAAUAUGGGUGCAGGCUACUGUGAUGUUGCUACAACUGCGACUGCAGGAGGAGUUUCCCAAAUCAAAGCAAUGCAAGGCUGCACCCUGGGUGGAGAGGAUAUACUUAGGAAUGUCUUGUAUCACCUUCUGCCAAACUUUGACAGCCUUUACUCAAACCGUGAUACGAACAAGAUAAGGUCCAUGGGACUGCUACGAAUUGCGGCACAAGAUGCUAUCCACAGGCUCUCUACCCAAUCUAGUGUUCAGAUAAAUGUGGACCUGGGUGAUGGGACAAAGAUGCAGAGAGUCCUGCAUCAGUCGGAAUUUGAGGAGGUAAACAGAAAUGUGUUUGAGAUUUGCGAGAAGCUUAUAAAGCUGUGCCUGGCUGAUUCCAAACUAGCUGCAGAAGACAUAAAUGAUGUCAUACUAGUAGGAGGAUGCUCUAGAAUUCCGAAGAUUAGAAGUUUGGUAUUGGGGUUGUGUAAGAAAGAGAAGGAAUAUGAAGGCAUGGAUGCACUCGAGGCUGCAGUUACCGGUGCAGCCCUUGAAGGAGCUGUUGCUUCUGGAAUUACCGAUCCUUCAGGAAGCUUGGAUAUGCUCACCAUACAGGCCACUCCGCUAAGCCUAGGAAUUCGAGUUCAUGGUGGAGGAUUUGUGCCAAUCAUACAGAGGAACACGGCGAUACCGGUAAGAAAGAGCACGAUCUUCACGACCACUCAGGAUGGCCAGACCGAAGCCCUGAUUGUUGUUUACGAAGGGGAUGGGAAGAUGGUGGAAGAGAACCAUCUGAUGGGCUACUUCAAAGUGACGGCGAUUCCACUGGCGCCGAAGGGGACUGCUGAGAUAAGUGUCUGCAUGGAUAUCGAUGCGGCGAACACGCUUCGAGUGUUUGCUGGUGCAAUGAUGCUGGGCACAGACCGUGCCAACUCACCUUUCUUCGAAGUGAGAAUGCCUACAUUGGAUGAUGCUCAUGGUUGGUGCGCACAGGCUCUUGUGAAGACUCAUGGCUCUGCUUUGGAUUUGACUACCAUCCCAAAGGAGUUGCAGCCGCAGAAAGUACAAUAAACUGUAUCAGCUCAUGGGAGAUCUCUGACGGGAAUAUAUUUUCGUUUGUAGCCACGUUGUGAUGAUAGCUGUAAACUGGGAGACUCUAUGAUCCCUGUGUUCAUCAAUAAGUUGCAGAUGCAGUGUGUGAUGGUGUGCAAAAGGUGUUGUAGAUUGCUGUUUGUGUCUUGAUUGACGGAUGUAGUAUCGGUAGUUCAAUUUGUUUAUAGACUCGAAAUGCCCU